AUGAAGUAUCCAUUCCAAGGAAUACCGCCAUGUCUCUACAACGCUUUCAGUGAUACCGCCGUCGGGGCUUUGCUCGCUCAAGAAGAUGACGAGGGAAUCAAGUAUCCUAUAUACUAUUUCAGCCGAAUAUUGAGAGAUGCUGAACUCAGAUACCCCAAGGCGGAGAAGGCGUGCUUAGCACUAAUUCAUUCCAUUCAAAAAUUCAGACAUUACUUGUUAUCCAACAAAGUGGUACUCAUAUCUAAAUUCGAUCCUGCAAAAUUUUUGCUUUCAAAACCAGUCCUGAUGGGAAGGUCAGCUAAGUGGAUUCUACAAAUGUCAGAGUUAGACAUAACGUGUACAUCGCCUAGAGCUAUCAAGGGGCAAGCAGUUGCAGAUUUACUAGCAGCAUUCCCGGGGGAAGGCACUACUGCACUACGUGAGGAUCUUCCGGGAGAAGUUCCAGACAUCUCCGUUAUCGAAGAAGAAGCGUGGAUGUUAUAUUUUGACGGCUCUGCCACUCCUAGCAAUAACACUGUAGGGGCAGGCGUAGUCCUAGUAUCUCCAAUCGGUGAAAUCUUCUCGCACACCUUCAAGAUAGACUUUCAAUGCACUAACAAUUCAGCAGAGUAUGAAGCAUUCCUCAUAGGACUGUCGUUAGCCAAGCAAGCAGGGGCCACACGUCUGGAAAUAAGAGGUGACUCUAAGAUACUAGUUAAUCAUAUGAAUGGAGUAUAUGCAUCGAAGGAGGUAACACUAGCUCCAUACCGAUCAGAAGCGCAGAGGUUACUAAACUACUUUGCUGAUGCAACCAUAACCCAUGUAGGCCGCAGCAACAACAGACACGCCGAUUGUUUAGCCACGCUAGCUUCCAAAUUACAGUUUGAAGGUUUAGAAGAAACCUUGACGGUGAAGAGGAGAACGGUAGAGUCAACGUGGCUUUCGCAAUACAAGGACACUGGAAACUGCGAUUGGCGGAAUUCGAUCAUUCAGGAGCUUAGCAGCUCGCUUUCUCAAGGAAAGGUCAGUCUCAAAACCUUGCGGAGCUUAUUCAUACUUCAUGGCAUGCUAUAUCAUCAAAACCCGGAUAGCUCCCUAUCAAGAUGUCUUGGAGAUGAUGAAGCACAGCUGCAGCUUAAUCGUGUUCACGAUGAAAUUUGUGGACAAAUGUUGGUGGUAACACUCUAUCGACGUCUUCAACGCUUGGGAUAUUACUGGCCAGAAAUGGAGACUCAAUCUCGGCUACUCCAAAAGUCUUGUUCAAAUUGUCAAGCGCCGCCAACCAGCUGGAGGUUUUCAGCGUAA
Molecule: messenger RNA, 1284 nt
Organism: Papaver somniferum (opium poppy)
Lineage: Eukaryota; Viridiplantae; Streptophyta; Magnoliopsida; Ranunculales; Papaveraceae
Exons: 1
Coding region: 1-1284 (427 amino acids)
Molecular function (GO): RNA-DNA hybrid ribonuclease activity; nucleic acid binding
Source: RefSeq, a predicted model, not a curated record